Molecule: messenger RNA, 357 nt
Organism: Benincasa hispida (wax gourd)
Lineage: Eukaryota; Viridiplantae; Streptophyta; Magnoliopsida; Cucurbitales; Cucurbitaceae
Source: RefSeq, a predicted model, not a curated record
AUGGCGACCAAUCUUGCCGUUUUCCAUCCCGCUCCGAUCAGAGCUUCUUCUUCUGGAAAAUCCGAACCUAAUCGCCGGAAGGCCACCGCGCCAAAGUGGUGGUCCCCGAUCUUCGGCUGGUCUUCCGAACCGGAUUACGUCCUUUCUUCCGCCGCGGAACAGUCGGUUCUGAAUGCCGAACCGGAGCUCGAAGGUGGAAGAACCAGAUCCAGAUUUGCACCUGGAUGCUUCACGGAGGAGAAGGCGAAACUUCUCCGAAUGAAAACGCUGGAGAGCUCCACUUUCCAUGACAUUAUGUACCAUUCGGCGAUCGCGUCGCGUCUCGCUUCCGAUUUGUCGGACCGAAGCAAGAAAUAG